AUGUCUCUCCCUACGUCUCACGCGAUUUCGUCGUCCAGGCUCCACAGCUUGCCAUCCCUCCAGCCAUUUUUCGCAUCUGCUAAGUCCUCCUCACCCGCCUGCUUCCAAAAAAGCAUCGUCACCGCGCCAUCACGCAUCGGAUGCUUCCAGAAGCCUUCGCCAUCAGCGGGUAAAUGCAAUCCUGGGAGCAGCAGCGUUAGCAGGCAGCGGCGACGGGUGGGAGGGAGAGGUGUGGUUGCAGCCAGUCCGCCUACGGAGGACGUGGAGGUGCGGACCGAGCCGUUGACUAAGGAAGACCUGGUCAACUACCUGCGAUCCGGCUGCAAGCCCAAGGACAAGUGGAGGAUCGGCACGGAGCAUGAGAAGUUCGGGUUUGAUCAGAAGACGCUCCAGCCAAUGACGUACGAGCAAAUCGCGACGCUGCUGGAGCACAUCGCGGAUCGGUUCUCGUGGGACAAGAUCAUGGAGGGCGACAGAAUCAUUGGCCUGCGAUCGAACGGGCAGAGCGUGACGCUGGAGCCCGGAGGUCAGUUCGAGCUGAGCGGCGCGCCCCUGGAGACAGUGCACCAGACGUGCGCCGAGGUCAACGGUCAUCUGUACCAGGUGAAGUCCAUCUGCGAGGAGGAGCACGUGGGGUUCCUGGGCCUGGGCUUCAAUCCGAAGCACACUCUGGAGGAGAUCCCCAUCAUGCCCAAGGGUCGCUACACCAUAAUGCGCAACUACAUGCCCAAGGUGGGCUCGCUGGGGCUGGAGAUGAUGUUUCGCACGUGCACGGUGCAGGUCAACCUCGACUUUGACUCCGAGCAGGACAUGGUUGACAAGUUCCGUGUUGGCCUCGCGCUACAGCCAGUGGCUACAGCCUUGUUUGCCAACUCGCCAUUCCUGGAGGGCAAGCCGAAUGGGUACCUCAGCUACCGCAGUCGAGUGUGGGAGGACACUGACAAUGACCGCACAGGGGACCUACCGUUUGUCUUUGAGGACGGCUUUGGUUUUGAGCGCUAUGUGGAGUAUGCAUUGGAUGUGCCAAUGUACUUCGCCUAUCGCGACCAGCGCUACAUCGAUGCCACAGGGCUCUCCUUCCGAGACUUCUUGAACGGCAAGCUACCGGUGCUGCCGGGUGCCUACCCCACUCUCAAUGACUGGGAGAACCAUCUCACCACCAUCUUCCCCGAGGUGCGGCUGAAGCGGUACCUGGAGAUGAGGGGCGCGGACGGCGGGUCAUGGAGGAGAAUAUGCGCCCUGCCCGCCUUCUGGGUGGGGUUGCUGUACGACCGACAGGCGCUGGACGAGUGCAAGGCAAUCAUCUCUGACUGGACGGAGCUUGAGCGCUCUGCCCUGCGCACACAUGUGCCUCGCAUGGCCCUCAAAACGCCCUUCAGGGAGGGGCUGCUGCAACACCUGGCACAGGACCUCGUCAGAAUCAGCAGGGAUGGCUUGCAAAGACGAGGGUACAGGGAAGGCAACUUCCUCAAGGAGCUGGAGAACAUCGCUGCAACAGGUGUGACUCCUGCAGAGCGCAUGUUGGAGGCAUACCAUGGUCGGUGGGGGGAGAGCGUGGACCCCAUCUACAAGGAGCUUAUUUACUAG
Closterium sp. Naga37s-1 is the source of this 1587-nucleotide messenger RNA. Lineage: Eukaryota; Viridiplantae; Streptophyta; Zygnematophyceae; Desmidiales; Closteriaceae. The record is from the annotation of a GenBank genome assembly.